Messenger RNA from Momordica charantia (bitter melon), 862 nucleotides. RefSeq lists its product as uncharacterized. The record is from RefSeq and is a predicted model, not a curated record. Lineage: Eukaryota; Viridiplantae; Streptophyta; Magnoliopsida; Cucurbitales; Cucurbitaceae.
GCUCAGCCCCACAACGGCCAUGGCUUCCAAUAACUUAAUCUUCUUCCUCUUGCCCUCUCUCGCUCUCCUGCAAAUGGUUUCCGCCGUUGAGUACACUAUCACCGGCAACGCCGGCGGCACUCCCGGCGGCGUUCGCUUCAACAACGAAAUCGGAGCGAUUUACAGCCGGCAGACGCUGGAAGCCGCCACUAAUUUUAUCUGGAACAUUUUCAGGCAAAGCACCGCCGCCGACCGGAAGAACGUGCAGACGGUCACCCUGUUCAUCGACAGAGACUACAACGGAGUGGCGUUCGCUGACAACAAUCAGAUUCACAUCAGCGCAAGCUAUAUCGCCGGCUACGGCGGCGAUUUGAAGAGGGAGAUAACAGGAAUACUGUAUCACGAAAUGACCCAUGUGUGGCAGUGGAACGGAAACCCAUCGGCGCCGGGGUGGGUGAUCGAAGGGAUCGCCGAUUACGUACGGCUGAAGUCAGGGUAUAUUCCGGGGCACUGGGUGAGGCCCGGCGGCGGGAGAAGUUGGGAAGAAGGGUACGACAAGACGGCGAGGUUUUUUGAGUAUUUGGAUGGGCGGAGGAGUGGGUUCGUGGCGGAGCUGAACCGGAGGCUUAGAACCGGCUACUCUCCCGAUUACUUUGUGCAGCUGCUGGGGAAGCCGGUGAAUCAACUGUGGGCGGAAUACAAGGCGGCAUUUGGAAAUCCAAAAUAAUUACCAUCGACUCUUGUUCAAUUUUAAUAUUUAUAAUUAAGGAAUAAGAUCCACAUAAUUAGUUAUUGCUUAUUUCAAUAUUAUAUAUUUUUGUGUGCAAUGGUUUUGAAAUAUAAAUGAAAAUAAAAACUGGGUGUUGUGUUGGCCCUACCCGAA